AUGGAGCGAAGAUUCAUGAAAUCGCAUCGCACAACUAUACCAACUAGUUUUAAAAUCCCCGAGCCUUACGAGUUUUACAACAAAGCAACUCCCUUCGUACAACGGACACUAUUAUUUGUUGCCGAUGAAAAUUCAGGACCAAAACCCAGCUCUAGUGCUCCAGAAAACUUAGAAAGCGUUCAAAAUGCCUCUGAAGAACCGAAUACAUCGAAAUCAAGCGAAACCCAAGAAAAAUCUCCUAAAAAGAGUUCAUUUUUCUUUUCCCCCUCGAAAAGUUGUAAGAUUCACGGUCGUAGCUUUUUCCGACUUCAGACGAGCCCUAAGAAAAAGGCCGAAAGUGAUGUGGCUUCAGAAAACAAAGCAGGGGCUCCGGGGAGUUUGAUAAGCUAUGCCCCUGGCUGGUCCCUCAAGGGUGAACAUCUUAUGAAAUGGCAAGCCUCUGGGAAGACAACUAUUGAGGUAGGAGUUUCUUUAAGCUUUACUGGAAUAAAUUACUGUAGAAUCGUAUAUCUACAAGCAGUC
Messenger RNA from Brenthis ino (lesser marbled fritillary), 522 nucleotides. The record is from the annotation of a GenBank genome assembly. Lineage: Eukaryota; Metazoa; Arthropoda; Insecta; Lepidoptera; Nymphalidae.